AUGAGUUGUGUUCUGUUGCUUGCACUGACGUUGCUAGUCAAUUCCAUUUAUGGCGACUAUUUUGUGAGUGACAGGCCAAAUUUCAGUACAAUUGGCAUACUUUUGCAGACGUCAACCACGUUCAUCUUCCAAAACACGUGCCCCAGCAGCACUACGUCGACUACUUUGACCACGAAGACGACAAAAACCACGGUCACGCCUACAACCACGACUACAGUUAGUGUAUGUUUGUGAGAAGAAAUAGUGCAAAAAGUAAUCCGAUUCAUUGCAGGAAUCUUCGACAGAUCCGACGUCGACCACCAGUAGAAGCGUCGAAUCGCCGACGAGCCUGCCAACUUCGACGUCCACAACUGAAUCGAGCACCACGGAAGAGGGGAGCACGAGAGGUUUGAGCACUUCGUCCUCUGUCGCCACUUCCUCGCAAACGACUCGGGCAUCUGAAACAAGUAGCAGUGCUGCCGCUACUUCGACUUUGACAAUUCCAACGUCUUCUCCAUUUUCCUCCCUCUCCUCGUCCACUUCUGCACACACUCUUACCGAUUCUCAGUCGACAUCCUCGACGACUCUCGUCACUUCGACAGCUGAAACAAGUAGCACCACUCGUGUCCCGGCUGCUAGCAGUUCUUCUUUGCCCUCCACUACGUCUCCAUCAUCGCCUUCCCUUGCCUCAUCAGUUUCGACGUCCACUUCUACUGGUUCUCAAUCGACAUUAACAACUACUUUAUCUAUGUUUUCCUCUUCUAGCCCUCUCGAUUCCACAAUGUCCACUUCGCCGAUUGUCACCUCAACGGCCGUUUCCGACGUGACGUCUCAAUCUGUAGGCAGUAGUGAAAGAACUACGACUGCUGAUUCAACAGUGGGUGUGUCGUCCACAGUUUUCGCUUCUACACAAAAAUCGACGUCUUCCCCAACUGUGACGUCUGACUCUAUAGGAACUUCUAUUCCAUCCACCUCGGUUCCCACUUCAACCGAGACCGAUUCUCAGUCGACAUCUGAAAUCAGUAGCAGUUCCUCGUCGACCGGCCCUUCUACAAGCAUCUCAACCGCGACUCCGUCUUCUUCGAACACUUUCCCCGACCACACUACUUCUUUUCGUAGCUCUGAUCGCACAACAACUACUGAAAUGCCUUCUACGACUUAUCCUCCUCUGGUUCCUUCCUCCUCUCACUAUCCUUCGACUAUUACGACAGCAUCUUCAAUAGCUUUGUCUACUUUGCCCUCUACUAGUGCAACGUCAACCACCUCGACAAUGAUUUCUUCUACGCAAGUUGUCAGCUCUUCUGGGACUUCAUCUUCUUCCACACCUUCAUCUUCAAUUGUAUCUUCUUCUAUAGCUUCCACUCUCCCGUCCGGAAGUUCUAUUCCGAGCACAGCGACUAGUUCAACGUCUACUUCUAGUCUGACCACAUCUCCAACUACGACUUCCUCCGAACCCGACACGAGUACCCUCAUCCAGUCCCAAUCGACGUCUCUACCAACUUGCUGUGAAGGAAGCUCCAACUGUUCGGAUCUUAAUGAGAGAAUUUCGGAUGACACGAACAUGCUUGUAUAUAUGACCAAUGUAAGUUGGGAAGCAAUGCCUAUGGACAACUUUGAAUUCAGAAUCAAUACCUAUGCACAAGCGCGCCGUACACGUUUGCCACGUCAAUGCACGUCACGUCAAUAUAUCCGUCGCGAAAACUGAUAAUGAACUACAAAACACUUCAAACGUUUGAUACGUACGAAUGGAGAAACGGACAAAAAUACGCACUCGAGUACGGGAAAACGUAUCCAGGAUUGGACAUUCUUAGAAUCGUGUAUGGAACCGAUGGAGAGGUAGUUUUUUAAACAUAAAAACGUUGUUAUGCGUCAGUAAACGUUCACGUUCAGAACACUGCAAUAAUGGAGCUCACACAAAACUCGUGCUCGACAGAUCCGACUGAUUGCCCUCCGUUCGCAUUCGAGGAUGUCACAAAGAUCGAGCUGUUGAUGUGUGCGGAUCCGACGUGGAACUCCUACAAUGCCAGACAAUAUUUUGCCGAGAGAACGCGUUGCCUCUCGGAUACAAAUUGUGAUAUUCGCAUUUGA
This is a messenger RNA of Caenorhabditis sp. 36 PRJEB53466, 2067 nucleotides long. NCBI's taxonomy places the organism in Eukaryota, Metazoa, Nematoda, Chromadorea, Rhabditida, Rhabditidae. The record is from the annotation of a GenBank genome assembly.